Messenger RNA from Bacidia gigantensis, 1452 nucleotides. RefSeq lists its product as uncharacterized. The transcript has a single exon. Bases 1 to 1452 code for a protein of 483 amino acids. The record is from RefSeq and is a predicted model, not a curated record. NCBI's taxonomy places the organism in Eukaryota, Fungi, Ascomycota, Lecanoromycetes, Lecanorales, Ramalinaceae.
AUGCCUCCAAUCAAGAUGCUCAAAGAGCUGAAAAGCCGUCUUUCGCUGUUCAGAUCACGGAAAACGUCGCCUUCACAAGAACCAGCAGCUCAGACUGCCUCCCCUUUCUUCCGACUACCAUGCGAGAUCCGCUUGCAAAUAUACCGUCUCUUGCUCGUAAUAGAUCCAUUCCGCUGCCAAUUUGGCGACUGGGAUAUUCACUUGGAUGGCCACCUAUUCCUGACUGUUGCAAUCCUCCGGGUUUGUAAAAGGGUCUAUAACGAAGCGUGUCCUAUUCUUUAUCAGGACAAUCUAUUGGUUAGUGUGCUCUGCAAAGGGCCUAUGGAGCUACCAACCAUGGCUCGACUAUGCAUCAAGCCACCCGGAGAGAUCCAAGCAGAGUUCGCCCCGCCGUUAACAAUGCACGUCACCAAACGUGCUAUGAGCCCUAAAAUGCUCGCAAAAGCGCAGCACUUCUUGCUCGAUAUCUACCGAUUUCGCGUUCUCUGUAUGUAUGGAUAUGAGGGAGUUUUAUGGGAGGGUACGAAGAUGUACCUGGAGUUUACGAGUGCGUUCACGCAAGCUACCACACACCUCGACACGAUCCGUAGAACCCUCUUGGUUUGCCGCGGAGCAUCAGAGUGCUUCUUCUUAUCAGCAAGCCCACAAAUGGACACCUUGGCGAUCAGCCACAUCAAAGCGAACAUGAACGAUCCUAUGGAUUCGAUUCUCAAGAUCAAUGAAAUGGCAGAUAGGAUUGAGCAGCAAGGCAGAGACCAGCUCAAAGCUGAGCACCGUUAUCGAGAAUUGGCAUACAGAUACGUCGAUUUGUACGAUUUAAUGGGGUGUAAACUGUACGAUUUUGUCGUCUGCUUUGCACCAAGGACCCCACGCACACCAGAGUACCUUGCCACAGUCGCGAGAAUGUUUCAAUAUCUUAGCCGGGGCGCCCAAUGGUUUCUCAGAGUUGGAGAUGCUGAUAGUGUCCUCGCAGCCAUACGUAAACUGCAAGGCGCUCCAAGACACAUUUUGAUCAAGCAGGACACAACCAAUGAAAUACACGCGGCUCUGGGAAGUCUGCCCUCGUUGACUCCAUUCCCAAAUCGACUCGCGGCGACGAUAUGCUAUAGCUUUGGAGAAGCUUUGAUACUCAAGGGAGACGACACUACAGCAACCUAUUUCUUUCUGGAAGCUCUGAGGAGGUGUCCACGGCACAGCAAAGCCAACAAAGCUGUCGAAAGACAAGAAGCACGUGUUCGAAAUGAUUCCCAUCCAAUUGCUCUGCGGGCGGUGAAGAAUAUUCAGCUCAUAGCACCUCUCCGCCAUAAGCAAGUAACCUUAAACCCCCGCGACGCUGCUGAUAAUCAUUUGCUCUUACGAAACCAAUUCGAAAUGGCUCCUGGGGACGCAAAGUACAAGAAUUUCUUUCAAGGGUCUAUCCUGGAGUCACGCCCUCUGGCCGAUACUGAUUGA